AUGAGGUCUGAGAGGAUUAACAAGCUAUUGCUUAAUGGGGCUCACAAUAGCGUGAUUAAUAGUAAUAAUACAAUGGCAUAUAAUGAAAAUAGUAAAAAGCUCAUUAAUACUAAUAAUAUAAAUAGUAACCAGAGUAAUAUGCAAGGUAACAUAAAAAAUUCAGGUAUUGUGAGUAAACCUAUGACUAGAAGUAUGUCAGCAAGUAGUAUGAAGAUAUCAACCAAAUUGGCAGUCAGUAAUGAGAAUACAUCUAAGGUGGGUAAUCAAGUAAAUCAAAUUAAUAAUAAGGAUUAUAACUUUGCUGAGAGACAGAUAAUAAACAUUGGUAAACAGGAGUAUUACAAAACAUUACAUAAGGUUCUAUCUGUUGAUAUGUUAAAUUCAGAUCCAUCAUACUUUUCAGAAUAUGCAGAAGUAAUAUAUCAAACUUCUCGUGAUAAAGAAUUAAAUCAGGAAUCAUUAUGGUUUACGGCGUCACAGGUUAUUGCAGCUCAGCCUAGUGUAGGUAAACAAAUACUGGACUGGAAGAAGAGUGGAGUUAAUUUAUUGUUUGGAUUGCAAAUAGCCUUUAAUGUACCGGAUGAGGUGACUGUAAUGGCAAAUUCAAUGUUAGACCGUAUUUUAGGCUUAAAACAUUUUCAGAGAGCUUCAGAAAUGACUUUAGUAAGUGCAACUUGUUUUUGGGUUGCAUUAAAAUAUGAAGCAGCUUAUGUUCAAGGUGAAAAUCCAAAAAUUCCCCCAUUACCAGCACUAAGUGAUGUGGCUGAAAAGUGUGGAUUAAAUGUAGCAGCCAUUCUAUUCUGUGAAGGGGUAGUACUAGAGGCAUUGGAUUGGUGUAUUGAAUUUCCAAAACCUUGUGAUUAUAUUAAGAGAUUUUGCUUAGUUUUUAAAGAUCAGUAUACUGGUAAUAAAUCUAGUCGUGUAGAAAGUCUAUCAAUAUAUUUGUCACAUCUGGCUAUUCAUGAGCCAGCAAUGAUGGGUGUAUCACCUUCCAAGCUUGCUUGUGCUUGCUUAAUGUUAGCUCAUAAAAUAGAAGGAGUUGAAGAAAGCUGGGCCCAAAGUAUUGAGUAUUAUUCUGGAUAUAAUCGUGAAUCUCUUAAAGAACUAACUAGAUAUAUGAUAAGUAAUCUGAGAACAAUUCGUAAUACAGAAAAUGGUGAGAGUCAUGCAUCACCCAGCCACUAUCAAAAUGUUCGAAGAAAAUGGUGGAACUCCUGGGGUUCUAAUGAAUGGGGUUAA
Cryptosporidium muris RN66 is the source of this 1239-nucleotide messenger RNA. RefSeq names its product cyclin, N-terminal domain-containing protein. Bases 1 to 1239 code for a protein of 412 amino acids. Gene Ontology annotation, biological process: regulation of cyclin-dependent protein serine/threonine kinase activity; mitotic cell cycle phase transition. Gene Ontology annotation, cellular component: nucleus; cyclin-dependent protein kinase holoenzyme complex; cytoplasm. The transcript has a single exon. The record is from RefSeq and is a predicted model, not a curated record. Gene Ontology annotation, molecular function: cyclin-dependent protein serine/threonine kinase regulator activity. NCBI's taxonomy places the organism in Eukaryota, Apicomplexa, Conoidasida, Eucoccidiorida, Cryptosporidiidae.